Macrosiphum euphorbiae (potato aphid) is the source of this 2523-nucleotide messenger RNA. The record is from the annotation of a GenBank genome assembly. Lineage: Eukaryota; Metazoa; Arthropoda; Insecta; Hemiptera; Aphididae.
AUGGGAUCGCUGUUCCGCAGCGAGGAAAUGGCCCUGUGCCAGUUGUUUUUGCAGAGCGAAGCCGCGUAUGCCUGCGUAUCCGAACUCGGUGAAUUGGGACUGGUUCAGUUUCGGGACUUAAAUCCUGAUGUCAAUGCUUUUCAACGGAAAUUUGUUAGCGAGGUGCGCCGCUGCGAUGAAAUGGAACGGAAACUGCGCUACUUGGAAAAGGAGAUUAAAAAGGACGGAAUACCCAUGUUGGACACUGGUGAAAAUCCCGAGGCUCCUCAGCCCCGUGAAAUGAUUGACCUUGAAGCUACAUUUGAAAAAUUAGAAAAUGAGUUGAGAGAAGUAAAUCAUAACGCUGAAGCCUUGAAACGUAAUUUUCUUGAGUUAACAGAACUCAAGCAUAUCUUACGAAAAACUCAAGUAUUCUUUGACGAGCAAGAGGGUGGUUUGCACCCAACAGAAUCGAUGACGCGAGCUCUAAUUAGUGAUGACUCAAUAGCACGUCAAGUCAACGCUGGCCCAGUGCAAUUGGGAUUUGUAGCUGGAGUCAUACUACGUGAAAGAAUUCCUGCAUUUGAGCGAAUGUUAUGGCGUGCAUGUCGUGGGAAUGUAUUUUUGAGACAAGCAGAAAUUGAAACUCCGUUGGAAGACCCAUCAACCGGAGACCAAGUUCACAAAUCAGUUUUUAUAAUAUUCUUCCAAGGAGAUCAACUGAAGUCUCGAGUGCGUAAAAUAUGUGAAGGAUUUCGUGCUACAUUAUACCCUUGUCCUGAAGCUCCGUCACAACGUCGUGAAAUGGCUAUGGGUGUUAUGACACGAAUUGAAGAUUUAAAUACCGUAUUGGGCCAAACACAAGACCAUCGUCACCGAGUGCUUGUUGCUGCAGCCAAAAAUAUAAAAAAUUGGUUUAUUAAAGUUGUUAAGAUCAAAGCAAUUUAUCAUACAUUAAAUUUAUUUAAUUUGGAUGUCACACAGAAAUGUUUAAUUGCUGAAUGUUGGGUACCUCUACUUGAUAUUGAAACUAUACAAUUGGCUUUACGUAGAGGAACUGAACGUAGUGGUAGUUCUGUACCGCCUAUAUUAAAUAGAAUGGACACAUUUGAAGAUCCACCAACUUAUAACAGAACAAAUAAGUUUACAAGUGCUUUCCAAAACUUAGUUGAUGCUUACGGAAUUGCCAGUUACAGAGAAAUAAAUCCUACACCAUAUACCAUAAUUAGUUUUCCAUUCUUGUUUGCUGUGAUGUUCGGAGAUCUUGGUCACGGAUGUUUGAUGUUUUUGUUUGCUGGAUUCUUAGUACUACGAGAAAAACCAUUAGCUGCAAAAAAGACUGACAAUGAAGUAUGGAAUAUAUUUUUUGCUGGACGUUACAUAAUAUUACUCAUGGGUCUUUUUUCUAUGUAUACUGGUUUUAUAUACAACGAUAUAUUUUCCAAAUCUCUCAAUUUGUUUGGAUCCCAUUGGCAUACAAAUUACAAUGUAUCAACUGUAAUGAGUAAUAAAGAUUUACAGAUCAAUCCUUCCUUAUCAUCAGAUUAUGAUCAAGUCCCAUAUCCUGUAGGACUUGACCCCGUAUGGCAGUUGGCAUUAAACAAAAUUGUGUUUUUAAAUGCAUAUAAAAUGAAAAUUUCCAUUAUAAUUGGUGUAUUACACAUGUUGAGUGGUGUUAGCCUAAGUUUGUACAAUUAUAGGUAUUUUAAAGAUCGGCUUUCCAUUUAUUGUGAUUUCAUUCCACAAGUUAUAUUCUUGGUAUUCCUAUUCUUUUAUAUGGUUUUGUUGAUGUUUAUUAAAUGGGUAUCAUAUGGACCACAAAACGAAUUUGCUGAUAGUCCUGCGUGUGCACCAUCCAUUUUAAUUACAUUUAUUAAUAUGGUGUUAUUCAAAGAUGCUGUUGCAUUAGAAAAUUGUAAUACAGUUUACAUGUUUUCUGGACAGGGUGCUGUACAAAAGUUUUUGGUCAUAGUAGCACUUUUGUGUGUACCGAUCAUGUUACUUGCCAAACCAAUAUACAUUAUGCGUCAACAGAAAGAAAAACAUGUACAAUUGGUUAAUGGCCAUGCAACAACUGAAAAUGGUGAUGCAGAAGGUGCUGGCCGAGUAGUUCAACAACCACCACCACCCCCAGCCGGUGGACAUGAUGAAAAUGAGAUUGGUGAACUCUUUAUUCAUCAAGGAAUUCAUACUAUUGAAUACGUACUUGGAUCUGUGAGUCAUACAGCAUCAUACCUUCGCUUAUGGGCUCUUUCUUUAGCUCAUGCACAAUUAUCUGAAGUGUUAUGGAGUAUGGUUAUGACCAAAGGUCUGAUAUUGAAUUCAUGGAUUGGUGGAGUUUGGUUGUGGUUUGUCUUUGGUUUUUGGGCAAUUCUAACAGUUGGCAUCCUUGUACUGAUGGAAGGUCUUUCUGCAUUUUUGCAUACACUUCGUUUGCAUUGGGUCGAGUUCCAGAGCAAAUUUUACAAAGGACUCGGUUAUGCGUUUGCACCAUUUUCUUUUGAGGUUAUUUUAAAUACUGCCUCAACUGCAGUUGAAGAAUAA